CCGACAGCGGUAGAAGAACAUGUUGCACAUCCUCAUGUUUAUUUGUUUGCUGUUUACAGCCUCAGCCUCGCAGAUAAGCGGAUAUGGAAAUACAACAGCUGACUACGGCGGGGAGGCGCACUACGGGUGCGCAGUGGCAGACUCGACAGGUGUGCUCCAGGUCACGUGGCAGAGGCUUUUCAAGGACGAGUCGGUAGACAACUUGGCAACCUACAGCAAGCGGUUCGGGCAGCAAGUCAAUGAGCCCUACCGCGGAAAGCUGAGCUUCACGGAGGCGUCCCUCAGCUCGACAUCCAUCAGUCUGAGGAACGUGUCGUGGCAAGAUGAGAGCUGUUACAUCUGCUCAUUUAAUGUGUACCCCGAUGGGUCCAGGAGAAGGCAGACUUGCCUCACAGUGCAAGGAAUAUCCGCAGUGAACACGGCGUAUGUUCCCGGAAGUGGACGCGCGGGCGAAGACACGGAGGCUGUGUUUAGCUGCAGCGCCACAGGUAAACCGGCCCCGACCGUUGAAUGGGACAUUUCACCCGGCGCCACCCAACCGGACCUCCCACAGACCGCUACGGUGAUGAACGGCGACCACACAUUUACCAGCAGCCACAACAUCACUCUGCAAGUACCUCCAGACUGGGCCGGCCACGUGGACUGUGUGCUGAACCGUGGGCUGCGGGGACAGAGGUGGGAGAGGAUCCCUUUUUCGUUAGGUGCUGGGCAUCCGGAGAAGGACCGUGAGGACGAUGAUGGGAAGGGACAGCGGCGGUCAGGGUUUGCACUCGUAAUUCCUGUUCUACUAUUUCUCUCCUGCGUCACUGUUGCUGCUGCAAUAAUGAAGAGAAAAAGGUUAAAGGAUAACAGAAGAAAUGAAAAUGUUCUAUGACCAUGUGGACAUUCAAGCAUGCAAGCAUUAUAAAAAUCUGCACUUUUUUUGUUUUAGUUUUUAGGUAUGUAACAGUGAAUUAAGCUAAACGCAGCUAUCCAGGAGCCAUUUUUUUUCCAGUGGUUGAAUUCAAACUUCUUUUAGAUUUCAGAACUCAGCACUUUAACUUUGUUUAUGAAGCUUCGAGCUAAAUGUUGGUUGAGGUUGUGUCGAAUGUAAAAAUGUAUGGAACCACGACCAAUGUUCAGGAGUAGGGUUAUUGGAUCAGUGUAACUGUGAGACAAAGCAGGCAAAUAUACUAUCUAGUCUAAAUAUCAAUAUAAUUAAUCACACGUAGAACUGUUCACUCUUCUUUUAUUCAGUGUUACAUUGACUGCAUUCCAGCGUAAUGAUUAAGACUUCCUUCAAGCAAAUCUAACUAGAUUACCGGCGUACCAAGAUGACAUGUUUUGGUGAUAGAUGGCAAGUAAAAACAAGGACAUGGCCUGUGGGAGGCAUGGCUACAGUACCAUCUAGUGGAAGGAUACAGUAGCAUACACAAGAAAAUUGGUCCUCACCGAGAAAUAUACAAGUAAUAUAAAACUAUUAACUUGAUUAAGUGAUCUAUAUAGUUGAGAUGAUCUUAUUCCAAAAUUAGGAUAUUUAUAUCUAUAACUAUAUGUAUCUAUAAAAUUUAAAUUAGACAUAAUAUAUUACAUAAUAGACAUAUUAUUUCCUAAUUGUGUUGCUAAUUGCACUUUUCUUGCAGUUUUGCACAGUGUUCAGUGUUUGUGUUUAAUUCAAAUGUUAUUUGUUGCUUACACACACACUGGUAUCAACCUGUGGUGGGCGUCAUGUUCAUUGAGUUUCUUUACGGUUUCUAAUGAUCACAUCUUUAAUUUAUUUCCUAAUUUGUACAUAUAUUUAUUGUUUAUUCAAUUAAAAUGUGAUUCACUUGUG
Xiphias gladius (swordfish) is the source of this 1813-nucleotide messenger RNA. RefSeq names its product OX-2 membrane glycoprotein-like. Gene Ontology annotation, molecular function: cell-cell adhesion mediator activity. Bases 20 to 874 code for a protein of 284 amino acids. The record is from RefSeq and is a predicted model, not a curated record. The transcript is spliced from 6 exons. NCBI's taxonomy places the organism in Eukaryota, Metazoa, Chordata, Actinopteri, Istiophoriformes, Xiphiidae.